Messenger RNA from Saccharomycopsis crataegensis, 1770 nucleotides. RefSeq names its product bifunctional phosphoribosylaminoimidazolecarboxamide formyltransferase/IMP cyclohydrolase. Gene Ontology annotation, molecular function: phosphoribosylaminoimidazolecarboxamide formyltransferase activity; IMP cyclohydrolase activity. Gene Ontology annotation, biological process: 'de novo' IMP biosynthetic process. NCBI's taxonomy places the organism in Eukaryota, Fungi, Ascomycota, Saccharomycetes, Ascoideales, Saccharomycopsidaceae. Bases 1 to 1770 code for a protein of 589 amino acids. Gene Ontology annotation, cellular component: cytosol. The transcript has a single exon. The record is from RefSeq and is a predicted model, not a curated record.
AUGUCUGAUAGAAAGACUGCUAUUGUUUCCGUCUACGAUAAGACUGGUCUCUUGGACUUGGUGAAAGGCCUUGUCAAGAACAACGUUAGAAUUCUUGCCUCUGGUGGUACUGCUAAUUUGAUCCGUGAAUCUGGAUUCCCAGUUGAAGAUGUUAGCUCUGUCACUCAUGCUCCAGAAAUUUUGGGUGGUAGAGUCAAGACUUUGCAUCCAGCUGUUCAUGGUGGUAUCUUGUCCAGAGACAUUGCAAGUGAUGAAGCUGACUUAGCUGCUCAAGGUAUUGAGAAAAUUGAUUUCGUUGUUUGCAACUUGUACCCAUUCAAGGAAACUGUGAAAAAAGUUUUGGUUAGUAUCAGCGAAGCUGUUGAGGAAAUCGAUAUUGGUGGUGUCACUUUGUUGAGAGCUGCCGCCAAAAACCAUGCCAGGGUCACAAUUUUGAGUGAUCCAAAGGAUUACGCUGGUUUCCUUAAGGAGCUUGACGAUGGUGAAAUUUCCGAAUCAUCCAGAAACAGAUACGCACUCAAGGCUUUUGAACACACUGCUGACUACGAUACUGCCAUCAGCGACUUCUUCAGAAAGAAGUACAGUGAAGGUGUUUCUCAAUUGCCUUUGAGAUACGGUGCUAACCCACAUCAAAAACCAGCUCAAUGUUAUGUUAAAGAAGGUAAAUUGCCAUUUGAAGUUCUCAAUGGUUCUCCAGGCUACAUUAAUUUGUUAGACGCCUUGAACUCUUGGCCAUUGGUUAAAGAAUUGAGUGCUUCUUUGAACUUGCCAGCUGCUGCCUCGUUCAAGCACGUCUCUCCAGCCGGUGCUGCUGUUGGUUUGCCAUUGAGCGACAUUGAGAAGAAAAUUUACUUUGUUCAAGACAUUGAAAACUUGUCUCCUUUAGCCAAUGCCUAUGCUAGAGCUAGAGGUGCUGACAGAAUGUCAUCCUUUGGUGAUUUUAUUGCUUUGUCUAACAUUGUCGAUUUGCCAACUGCCAAGAUCAUUUCUAGAGAAGUUAGUGAUGGUGUUAUUGCUCCAGGUUAUGAACCAGAAGCUUUGGAAUUAUUGAAAAAGAAGAAGAAUGGUAAAUAUUGUCUUUUGAAGAUUGAUCCAAAUUACAAGCCAGAAGCCGUUGAAAAAAGAGAAGUCUAUGGCAUCACUUUGGAACAAAAGAGAAAUGAUGCUAUCAUCAACUCUUCCUCUUUUAAGGAGGUUGUUUCCAAGAACAAGUCUUUAAAUCAACAAGCUAUCAUUGAUUUGACUGUUGCCACCAUUGCUCUUAAGUACACCCAAUCGAACUCUGUUGCUUACGCUAUCAAUGGUAUGCUUAUUGGUUUGGGUGCUGGUCAACAAUCUCGUAUCCACUGUACCAGAUUGGCUGGAGACAAAGCCAACAACUGGUGGUUGAGACAACAUCCAAAGGUUUUGGGUUUCAAGUGGAAGAAGGGUGCUAAGAGACCAGACAAGGCCAAUGCUAUUGACUUGUAUGUUUCUAACCAAGUUCCAAAGAUUGAACCAGAAAAGUCUGAAUGGGAAUCUAAGUUUGAAGAAAUUCCAGCUAUUUUGACCCAAGAGGAAAGAGAAGAAUGGUUGGGCAAGUUGAACAAUGUUGCUUUGUCUUCUGAUGCUUUUUUCCCAUUCCCAGAUAAUGUCCACCGUGCUGUGAGAUCUGGUGUGAAGUACAUUGCUGCUCCAACCGGUAGUGUUAUGGAUCAAGCUGUGUUUGAUGCAGCUGAUUCUUAUGGAUUGGUUUACGUUGAAAAUCCAAUUCGUUUAUUCCACCAUUAG